Messenger RNA from Endocarpon pusillum Z07020, 1806 nucleotides. Its product is annotated as Mitochondrial-processing peptidase subunit beta. Gene Ontology annotation, molecular function: metal ion binding; metalloendopeptidase activity. Gene Ontology annotation, cellular component: mitochondrion. The record is from RefSeq and is a predicted model, not a curated record. The coding region runs from base 1 to 1806 and encodes 601 amino acids. NCBI's taxonomy places the organism in Eukaryota, Fungi, Ascomycota, Eurotiomycetes, Verrucariales, Verrucariaceae. The transcript is spliced from 6 exons.
AUGGCUUCACGGAGGCUGGCGUAUAGCUUCAAUCAAGCUCUGCGCACUCGAAAGGCUUUGAGGUCAAUUCAGCCCAUCAAGCGAGGCUUUGCUACUCCUCUGGAGCCAGCACAAACAGAAUGCACGACCCUCUCGAACGGCCUGACGAUUGCCACUCAACAUUCACCAUGGGCGCAGACGUCUACCGUUGGUGUGUGGAUUGAUGCUGGAAGCAGAGCAGAAACCGACAGAACGAAUGGCACGGCGCACUUCUUAGAACAUCUUGCAUUCAAGGGUACAAACAAACGAAGUCAACAGCAGCUGGAGCUCGAAAUUGAAAACAUGGGAGGUCAUCUGAACGCUUACACCUCGCGCGAGAACACUGUUUAUUAUGCCAAAUCUUUUAACUCCGAUGUUCCAAGAACUGUCGAUAUUCUCUCCGAUAUUCUCCAAAAUUCCAAACUUGAGCCGGCAGCUGUCGAGCGCGAAAGGGACGUCAUCCUACGUGAGCAAGAGGAGGUUGACAAGCAGCUAGAUGAAGUCGUCUUCGACCACCUUCACGCCACAGCUUAUCAGGGUCAACCCCUUGGCCGGACAAUUCUUGGACCAAAAGAGAACAUCGCCAGCAUACAGAGACAAGACUUACUGGAUUACAUCAAAACAAACUACCUGGCCGAUCGCAUGGUAUUGGUCAGUGCUGGAGGUGUUCCACACGACGAUCUGGUCAAGCUAGCAGAACAGUAUUUCAGUAAUCUACCACAAGCACCUCCAACAUCGUACGCUUCGCAAGUCGCAGCAGAACAGAAGCGGAAGCCGGAUUUCAUUGGUUCAGAAGUUCGAGUUCGGGAUGACACUAUACCCACUGCACACAUUGCUAUUGCCGUUGAGGGAGUCAGCUGGAAAGAUGAUGACUACUUUACUGCCCUGGUCACCCAGGCCAUUGUGGGAAAUUGGGAUCGGGCAAUGGGUAACUCACCAUAUCUGGGCAGCAAGCUGAGCAGAUUCGUCCACGAAAACGGUCUUGCCAACAGUUUCAUGAGUUUCUCUACAAGCUACAGCGAUACUGGUCUAUGGGGAAUAUACCUUGUUACCGAGAACAAAACCCAGAUUGACGAUCUGGUUCAUUUCACCCUACGCGAGUGGUCUCGCCUCUCAUUCAACGUCAGCGAAGCAGAGACCGAGCGGGCCAAAGCUCAAUUGAAGGCAUCCUUGUUGCUCUCGUUGGACGGCACAACUGCCGUUGCAGAGGAUAUUGGUCGGCAGAUUGUCACCACAGGUCGAAGAAUGGACCCUCUUGAGAUUGAACGGGUCAUAGGCAACAUCUCCGAAAAGGAUGUAAUGAGGUUCGCCAGAAAGAAGCUGUGGGAUCAAGAUGUGGCACGCGAAACGCCACGCGGCAUAUUUGUGAGGACAUUCGUCUUACUACGCCAUGGCGCUCGAGAGAACCUGUCCAUCAUCUUCAAGAAGGUUCCUACUGGCACGCCGGUAGCUGGCGAGCAUCUGAGUGUCGAAGAUCGUGGUUAUGACUCUUCAGCAUCUGCUCCAUCGGGGGGUGUCAUUACCAACAACCUCUAUGCUUCGUUCGAUCCUUACAUGAGAGGUCGAAUGCGUGAGCCAGAGAAGAAACUUUAUUCUUCGCCAUUCACUCUCAAUGAGCCCAUCACGUCCUACUGCUUCUCACGCGUCCUGAGAUCCGACAACACGGACUACAGAGAAGGAGAUCUCUUGGUUGGACCUCAGAUUCCUGUGCAGCAAUAUUCAUCGGUACCAAAGGAAAUACUGGAGAAUGCACGGAAGAUCGAUCCUUCCACGGCACUGAAAGACUGA